Messenger RNA from Galendromus occidentalis (western predatory mite), 1818 nucleotides. It is a transcript of the gene Su(Tpl), whose product is annotated as Suppressor of Triplolethal. The record is from RefSeq and is a predicted model, not a curated record. Gene Ontology annotation, molecular function: cis-regulatory region sequence-specific DNA binding. The transcript is spliced from 10 exons. NCBI's taxonomy places the organism in Eukaryota, Metazoa, Arthropoda, Arachnida, Mesostigmata, Phytoseiidae. Gene Ontology annotation, cellular component: transcription elongation factor complex. Gene Ontology annotation, biological process: positive regulation of transcription elongation by RNA polymerase II; snRNA transcription by RNA polymerase II; transcription elongation by RNA polymerase II.
AUGGCGGCCCUGGUGGAAGGUUGUCGCUAUGGAUUAUCAUCAGAGGGCACAAAAUCUUCAGAUAAAACUUUGGUUUUUGUGAAACUCACAGACUCAGCUCUUCAGGCUGUAGAGGAGUUCGUCAAGUUCAAAGUAAGUUCAAAUCCAUGCCGUUACGGAAUCAUGCAAUUACAUUGAUCAAUCAACGAGCCACCCUUAAAGAAGAAGAGAAAUACGACUGUCCGGACAGCAAGCAUUACCUUCGAUGGGAACACUGGGACGAUACACAUCCCUAACCUACGGCAGGACUCGACCCGGAGCUUCGGAUUCAACUGUUCUUCGCUUGACAAAGAUGCGUCCCUGCAGCAAGGCUCGUUCGAUUGCAUCAGACAGGCUGGAAGUCGUCAGACCGAGCUCGAUAACCUCGGAGCGCUUCAGUACAAAAUGCAGAUAUGUGCCAACGAGGAAUCCUACGAAAUCACUCGAGCGCGAAUGGCAACAGCCGAACAGGAAAGCAAGAAGAACUGUGCCAAGGUGAUAAAGAUCACCGGUAGCGAUAAGUCUGCAGUCGGACGUAAAGUGAAGCUAAAGAGACCGGCAAGCUCCCUGCCGUCCUCGAACCCCGCUCCCAGCUCGCCUCCGUUCGCUCCCAGCAGAAGUUCAACAGUCUCCAGGGGCAAUGAGCGGGUGGAGCCACCCGUCAGACAGGAGCGACUCGACGAUCGCGUCCACGCAAGUUCGAUGCCAACUCUUCCUCUUGCGAACAACGUGAAGAACUCGAGUCCCGCUCAGGGCAUUAAAGCUCGUUCCAGCAGCGACAUCAUGAAGAGAACCUAUCGGGACCGACUGAUCCAUAUGCUGGCUAUUCGACCGCACAAGAAACCCGAAAUCCUUGCUCGCAUGAACAAGGAAGGCGUCAAAGACUCAGAGAAGAAGGGCACGUCAGCUCUGCUGUCACAUAAUACCACGCUCAAGGACAAUACGUACCACUUGAAUCGAUCUGGCUGGCAAGACGUUCAUGAGGACGAAUGGCCUUUCUACACUACCGAUGAGAGAUAUCUUGUCAAAAAGAACCGUGCCAAUCUGGACCGCGAGGAGCCGAAACACCACACGACAGCGUUACGAGUUUCUCCCGCGCUAUCAGGACCCCUCACUCCGUCGAACCCGUCGUCGGUCGUGUCGUCUGAUUCCGGAGUUCACUCGAAUAACUCGCCUUCAAGUCAUUCCGAAGAUGCGACCACGCCCAAUAACCGAGAUCAGAACCUGAAGAGGACGUCACCCCCAGAAUCAUCUUUCGAAGCUCAGCCAGAGUCGAAACGACCACGAGUUUCCUUGUACAGUGCCUGUCAGAAGAAGUCUCCCUCGCCGAUCGCUCCAGCUCGGAGUGCAACUUGGCAGACGAUGGGUUCGACAGGAUCGAGUUUUUGCCAGUCAAGUCCGGAGUUGUGCGGUUCUCCCAGCUCCCAGGACUGCAAGUCGACCGGGAGCUCACCGAGUAGCGACGUUCCCGAGUACCUCGGGCGGUACGUUGAGAUCACCAGCACAGAGCAGAGAUAUCGGUACAAAGACGAUUUCAGAGCUGAGUAUCCCCGUUACAAAGCGCUUCAUGAGGUGCUACAGAGCUACUCGCGGAAGUUCACCAAGCUUGAAAUGGAUUUGAGGAGUAGCGAAUACGGAUCGGAACCGUUCAGGCGUAUCGCGGCCGAAAUCAUGGAUCAUUACCGGAAGAGCAAAGACGAUCCGGAGUAUCAGAAUGCGAGGAAGAACUUCAAUCUUCUUCAUGAGAAACUAUCGUACAUCAAGCAAUUGGUGGCCGAGUACGACCGUCUCCGCUCAUAG